AUGGAUCAAUCGGAUCCAAACAAUAAUAAUCAAGAUGAUUAUUACGAUAAUGAUUAUAAUAGUGUGAAUGAUGAGGUACAGGAUGAUUUCCUUGAGGAAGUACCUCCAGGCACACUAAUGACGACCAACGAAUAUGGAGAUAUUUCCAUCGAGAUUCCACCACCAAAUCGUGUACCCACACUCAAUUCACUUGGCUAUAUAUCACCAAACAACAAUAACAACAACAAUUCUGUACCAAUGCUUACGGUGGAACCAGCUGAACCACCUCAAAUGCCAUACCACCAUCCACUGCCAAUAUUUAUAUCGACCGACAGUUCACCACUUACUCCACGAACUCCGCGCACUCCACGAACUCCUCGCACUCCUCGAACUCCACUCUCUGAUUCCAGUAGCGUCGGAGGUGGUGGCGGCGGUGGCGAUGGUGAAAAUCCAAAUGGCGGCGCGUCGACACCACAACGCAAAAAGUCUGCCAACAAUCUCACCGAGAAGGAACUGAAAAAAGAGGAGAAGCGUAACAAGCUAAAGAAAGAAAUGGAAGAGUCGCAAACUAUUCCAUUUUUCCAGUUGUAUCGUUUCGCUGACGGUUGGGACAAGUUGCUGAUGUUCUUUGGAAGCAUAGCGGCGAUCGCCAAUGGUGCAGCCAUCCCUUGCAUCUCUAUUAUUUUCGGUCAGGUCAUAGAAGCAUUCAAUCCGAAACAUUUCAACAACGAUCCAAACUACUCGAUCAUCGACACCAUUAAAAACGUCAGUAUUUGGUUCUUGAUAGUCGGUGGAAUCUGUUUUAUCCUCUCCUACUUGGAGACUGCACUUUGGACAAUCGCAGGUGAACGUCAAACCAAUAGAGCACGUGUUGAAUAUCUAUCAUCAAUUCUCAGGCAAGAAAUAGGUUGGUUCGAUACAAACAAAGCAAAUGAAUUAGCAUCUCGUAUUAAUUCUGAUACUGUUUUAUUCCAAGAUGCAAUAGGUGAAAAGGUUGGACAUUUCCUUCAUAAUUUAGCAACGUUUGUGGCUGGUUUUGCAAUUGGUUUUACAAAGGGUUGGCAGUUGACGCUGGUUAUUACGUCGGUUUCACCGCUGCUGGCAAUAGGUGGUGGUUUCAUGGCGAAAAUGAUGACGGAAAUGGCUAGGUUGGGUCAGGAGGCGUAUUCAGUUGCCGGUGGUAUAGCUGAAGAGAAUAUCGGUAGUAUUCGUACGGUUGCAACUUUCAGUGGUGAGGUGAGAGCAGUUCAUCGAUACUCGGAAUCUCUGAAGCAAGCGCUGAGAGUCGGUUAUAAAAAGUCGAUUUUCAAUGGAUUUGGUUUGGGAUUCGUUCAGUUUGUUAUCCUCGGUACAUACGCCCUGGCGUUUUGGUAUGGAAGUACACUCGUUUCCAAAGGAACCCGAAACGAUCUCACUUCGAAACCCUGGACUGGCGGUGAUGUCGUGUCGGUCUUCUUUGCUGUUAUCAUUGGUGCCACUGCUAUUGGACAAGCGUCACCUGCACUGGCAUCAUUCGCCAAUGGUAGAGGCGCAGCUUUUAAAAUCUUCCAGGUAAUUGACCGUGUUUCCAAAGCGAAUCCAUUCAGCACUCGUGGAAAACGAUUGGAUCGUCUCUCUGGAGAAAUCGAAUUUAGAAACGUUGGAUUCACAUACCCAUCGCGUCCAGACGUCCCUAUCUUUAGAGAUUUCAAUUUGACUAUCAAGCCUGGACAAACGAUUGGUUUGGUUGGUGAUUCCGGUGGUGGAAAAUCCACUGUAAUUUCGCUGUUGGAGCGAUUCUACGAUCCGCAAGAAGGACAGAUUCUUCUGGAUGGCGAAGAUAUCCGACGUCUCAAUGUGAGAGCACUGCGUCAAAAGAUUGGUCUUGUCAGUCAGGAGCCGGUGUUGUUCGCCACAUCGAUAGCUGAGAACAUUCGUUAUGGAAAGGACGAUGCCACUCAGGAGGAGAUUGAACACGCUGCCAAACUAGCGAAUGCACAUUCAUUCAUCCAGAAUCUUCCACAGGGUUACAGCACGAUGGUCGGUGAGAAAGGAGUGCAGAUGUCCGGUGGACAGAAACAACGUAUUGCCAUUGCGAGAGCUAUCAUUAAGAACCCGAGUAUUCUACUGUUGGACGAAGCUACCAGUGCACUCGACAGUGAGAACGAACGUAUCGUACAGGAAGCAAUCGAUAUUCUCAUGAAGGGUAGAACAACGAUUUUAAUUGCUCACAGACUAUCGACGAUUCGUGAUGCCGAUGUCAUUGUUUUCGUUAAGCACGGUUCCGUUGUGGAGCGUGGCAGUCACGAAGAGUUGAUGGCACGCCAAGGACACUACUUCAGACUCGUAGAGAAGCAGAAUCAACAGCAACUUCAAAUGGUUAUGGAAACCGGUAGAAGUCGUCGUAGUAGCACAUUCUCCGAUGUCAAUCCACUGCUCGACAGUUUCCGUCCAACAAAGAAACGUGCCAAUCGCGAGAAGAAAGACGGAACUCUCACCAUUAGAAGAAAGAAGAAGGCAAAGAAGACUGCCGGUCCAAAGGACGUACCGUUCUCACGUGUCAUUGGAUACAGUCGUCCUGAAUUCUGGCUAUUCUUCUUUGGAUUCCUCUCUGCAGUUGGAACCGGUGCUAUCUACCCUGCAUUCUCGAUUGUAUUCACAAAGAUGUUGACGAUCCUUCAGAACUCCGACCCCAACUACAUCACCAAGGAAGCGAAUUUCAUCUCGCUGAUGUUUGUUGUGCUGGCAGUUGGCAGUGGUGUAAGCAACUUUUUCCAAACCUUCUUAUUCGGUGUCAUAGGUGAGAAGCUUACUUUCCGUCUGCGUGUCGACAGUUUCAAAGCGAUCAUGAGACAAUCGAUUGGUUGGUUCGAUCUCUCUGAGAAUUCAACGGGCAAGUUGACAACGAGUUUGGCAUCGGACGCAUCGCUGGUACAAGGUAUGACAAGUCAACGUCUUGGUUUUUCAUCGGAGGGAAUGGAGGGAAGCGGUGCCGCUGGACAAGUAGCAAGCGAGGCGAUCACCGGUAUUCGAACCGUCGCGUCUUUCACCACUGAAAAUCAAGUGUUGGCACUCUACAAGAAACAACUGAAGAUACCCAUUAGCAACGGUAUUAAAAAGGCACAUAUCGCUGGAUUGGCAUUUGGAAUAUCGACGUUUAUCAUCUUUGGUGUAUAUUGUCUAUCGUUUUGGUACGGUGGUUACUUGGUUGGCCAAAGAGAAUGGCCAGCAACCGACGAGGAAAUCGCUUCGAAUUGCAAUGCCCAGACCAUUCCACUCUACUGGAAAGAUAUGGCGACUUGUACACGUGCUCAAGACAUGCUCUUUGGAUUCUCUUCGUUGAUGAAAGUAUUCUUUGCAAUCGUGCUGUCUGCCAUCGGUGUUGGACAAGCAUCUUCACUGGCACCGGAUAUCGCCAAAGCAAAGUCCGCCACCAACGCAAUCUUUGCGCUGCUCGACCAACAAUCUGCCAUCGACCCAACGCAAUCGGGUGGUGAAACCAUUCAAGUUCCAACCGGUGAUAUCGAGCUGAAGAAUGUCCACUUUGCCUAUCCUUCACGUCCAAACAACAUGGUAUUCAGAGGUUUCAAUAUCUUGAUUUCCAGUGGAACGACUACAGCGUUUGUCGGAGACUCUGGAGGUGGAAAGAGUACGGUCAUCUCGCUGCUACAGAGAUUCUACAAUCCAUCGCAAGGUGAAAUAUUUAUCGAUGGUCAUAACAUUCGCAAUUUGAAUGUCAAACAUCUUCGUUCACUGUUUGGUAUGGUCGGCCAAGAGCCAAUCAUGUUUUCUGGAACCGUCGCUGAGAAUAUUGCAUAUGGAAAGGUCGAUGCCACUCAAGAGGAAAUUGAAAAUGCUGCAAGACUUGCCAAUGCUCAUGGAUUUAUCAGUGAAUUCCCCGAUGGCUAUAAUACUCAUGUCGGUGACAAAUAUACACAGCUCUCGGGUGGACAAAAACAACGUUUGGCAAUCGCUCGUGCCAUCAUUAGAGAUCCAAAGAUUCUGCUACUGGACGAAGCAACCAGUGCUCUCGAUAACGAAUCUGAAAAACUGGUUCAAGAAGCGCUCGAGAAUGUAAUGAAAGGUAGAACAACAUUGGUGAUAGCUCAUAGAUUAUCGACCAUCCAGAAUGCUGAUCUCAUUGCCUUUGUCCGCGCAGGACAAAUCGUAGAAAGAGGAACUCAUGAAGAAUUAAUGGAAUUAGAUGGUCUAUAUGCUCAAUUAAUUAAUAGACAGAAUCUAAAUAAAUAG
Molecule: messenger RNA, 4209 nt
Organism: Heterostelium album PN500
Lineage: Eukaryota; Evosea; Eumycetozoa; Acytosteliales; Acytosteliaceae
Gene: abcB3
Product: ABC transporter ATP-binding protein
Exons: 3
Coding region: 1-4209 (1402 amino acids)
Biological process (GO): transmembrane transport
Cellular component (GO): membrane
Molecular function (GO): ABC-type transporter activity; ATP binding; ATP hydrolysis activity
Source: RefSeq, a predicted model, not a curated record